Molecule: messenger RNA, 11707 nt
Organism: Varanus komodoensis (Komodo dragon)
Lineage: Eukaryota; Metazoa; Chordata; Lepidosauria; Squamata; Varanidae
Gene: AFAP1
Product: actin filament associated protein 1
Exons: 17
Coding region: 3579-6041 (820 amino acids)
Cellular component (GO): cytosol
Molecular function (GO): SH3 domain binding; SH2 domain binding
Source: RefSeq, a predicted model, not a curated record
GUUCAAGGACAGGCUGGAUAAGCACAUGGUAGGCAUGUCAUGAGCGGAGCCGGCUGGUGCCAGAGGUCGGACUAGAUGGCCCGGGAGGCCCCUUCUGACACUCAGUUUCUAAGGGCACCAGGAUACCCAUUGGAGGAUUGAACAACCAACACAAUAUAGCCUAUUCGCGGGGAGGUUUAGCCUGUGGACACACCCUAACAUCAUGGCGGAAUCCAGGACAGGGCAGGAUCGGUUCUGCUUUUGUUCCCCGCUUCCUAACAUUAAAAACAGUGGGGACGGAGGGCAGGGCCAGGAAGUGGGGCAGGGCCAUCUCAGCUGACUCUCUGUGUCACUCCUCCCACCGGAAAGCUACUGCUGGUUCAAACCACCGCUUGGCAGAGGGUUGGGGACUUUAAAUUUGGGAAGUGGCAUGGAAAAGGAAGAGUGAACACAUGGCCUUGCUCCUAUUUAUUUCCCUUGACUGCUUUUAGCUUAAAAAGCAAAAGCUGGGAGGUCUCUGGGGGUUUUUCCAGAUGGUAGGGAGAGAAUAGAAGGGUGCACAUGUUAGAUGCUAGCAAGCAGAGCCCGAGGCAUGUGGAUUCUGCGCUUACAGAGUAUGGGAAGGUGAGAUGAGAUCUUGGUGCCAGGUUACGACUUCCACCAGGCAACAUAGGAUGAGGCUUUUAAUGAGUUUCAGGGUCUACUGUGGAUUAUUUAGCAUUGGUGUACUUCUGGUUUUAAAUGAUGUGAUUAUGCUACAUUUUUAAGGUUUCAUUUGGUAAACCUCCUGGAGAGCUUUGGUUAAAGGGUGGAAGAGAAAUACACCGCAUGGGAUCAAUGAAAAGGGGUGUUCAUAAUAGCAAGUGGACGCAUUUCUGUCUAAGUAAGGGGGAGCUGCAGUCGACAAAGUUCUAAUUUCUCAUCUGUCAUGAAUUCCAUGGCAGGUUUGCUCCUAAAUAUGCAAAAGGGACGUUUGCAUAAAUAGCCAGCCAUGAAAGCCCCGUUUAUUCAGUUACUGCCGUCAGUGGCCUUGCAGAAACCAAUUAAGCAUGGAAAGAUCCAGAAUACAUCUUUCGUUCGACUGAGUCCUAUUGUGGCCGCACAUUUUCGAGGGAUAAAUUCUAUGUUCCGCUUAGAACUUAGGAAUGUGAGAGAAGCCCUACUGGAUCGCCCAAGCUCUGUCUCACCCGGCACUUCAUGCGGACGGUGGCAGAUCCCCCGCAGGAUCCGUCCAGCAGGAUGGGGGCCGGAGUCCACCUGGCCAAGCCCCUCAGCCGUGAAGGUGCAGGAGGCAGCCCAUGGCCAGCAGGGCCAGUGGCCACAGAGCACUUCCUCCGUCAUGCACCUGCCCAGUCCUCUUUUAAAGCUGUCCAGAUUGGUGGCCAUUGCAGCAAAUUCCACAAAUUUACUUUAUCUGGUGUGAAGAAUCCCGGCCUUCCUCUGCCUAGAACCUCCCACCAAUCAGCCUCAUGGGAUGAGCCCGGGUUCAAGUGUUAUCAGAGAGGGAAAAGGUGUCUCCCCCUCCACUUUCUCCACGCCAUUCAUUACGUUUCGCCCCUUAUCCUGUCUCCCCUUGCUCGCCUUUUUUCUAAGCCAGACAGUCCUAGUUCUUCUGCCCAUUUCCCAAAGGGGGGCUGCUUUAGCCGCCCAGUCAUUUUGGUUGCCCUUCUCUGUCCUUUUCCAGCUCAACCGUCUCCUUUUCCAGGUAAGGAGACCAGAGCAGAGCAUCGAGAGGCCCUCCUGGCGCCGACACGUCUUUCCUCUCGGCGUCAGGCAAAACCCUUUUUAUUCUCCCAUCAUUUUCAUUGUUAACUUGUUUCAUUUAGUGGGCUUAUAUUUUAUGAGAUGCUGGGCAAAUGUUAUUCUUAUUUCUGUUUUUAGGAUUAACUGGCUGUAAGCCAUCCCGAGACGUCUAAGUGUGGGGCAGUAUAGCAAAGUUUUAAGUAAAUAAAUAAUAAUAAGCGAGAGACUGCACGUGUGGUCGCAUCAAAGCUUUGCAUCUGGGAAGAUCUGGCAGUCCCGCUUUCUGUGCUGUUCCUAUUAGGCCUGGCACGGAGGUUGCCUUCUUCCCUUUCAUUGGGGUGUCCGCUAGCACCCCAAGAGCUUCCUUGCUCAGUCACCGCUAGCUCAGCUCUCAUCAACAAACACCUGCAGUUGGAUUUUUUUGCCCCAACUGGCAUGACUUCACCCUUGCUGAUACUGCACUGCCUUUGCUCCUUCACCCCGUACGCCUAAUUCCAGAUUAUUUAAGUUGAAAAGCCUCAAAGUGUAUUAGUGUCUGAAGUGCCACAGGACUGCUUGUUAAAUGUUUGCUCUGUGUCUCCCAGUUUCGAGUUACCCAUCCAGACCUUCCCUCAUGCUUCAGAUAUACUUUCCUUGAAAGGAGGAAGCUACCCUGGAUACUGCUGAAAGAUUGUGCCUAUCACACACUUUAUGGGUGGCUGGGGAUUUUAAAAAAUGCCAAAAGCCUGGCAUCCACACCCGCACCUGUACCAACUACAAACAAACAGACCCUGUGAAAAGUUUGCCCUGAAAUUUCCUCCGGGCCUGGGAAACGGGAAACAGAAUCUCUCCCUGAAAAUGUGUGGCAACAAUGAGCUCUAAUCCCGAAUCCUUGAAACAUUAUGCCAGAAUAAACAUGUUAGCUUUUAAGGGGAAACGAGCCUCUUUAUUGUUUCUCUUGCAGCAGAAUAUUUCUGGAAAAUGGUAACAUUUUCAAUGGUCCCAUUUCAAGAGAGAAGAUGAAUUCAUCUUGCCAUGCAGUGUCAGUAUAUGAGAGAUCUCUUUGGACAGAACAAAGGGACUUGAGAAGAUGUGGCGUCUAAGACGUCUCCCACUUCCUGCACCUUCUGCAUAUGAGUUAGUCCAAAUGUUACCUGCCUCGUGCAGAGCAGAGAGAAAGCUUUUCCUCAAAAACGGUUCUGGACGCAAGUGGCAUUAUCCAAAUGUUUCCUGCUUCACACUCACCUCCAGAUGUUUAUAGCAUCUUCUUUCAGUGUCCGCCAGCAAGUGGACUGCUUUCCCCUGGAAGUAACCCUCUUCCUGCUUAUCUCUGUCCUUCCAGAUAGUUCUGUUGACACAGGAAACAGGAGUGACUUGUGGGCAGGGAUUUGGCCACAAAGCAUUACUGCCUUUUCCAGGGCUCCAGUUUCUGCAUUCUCAAGGGACCCUUUCGAGAGUAACCUAGGGACAGGAAGUGCGGUGUGUCAGAGAAACAGAGCUUCUUGCGGACAUUUUUCAGCAAACAAAAGGAGGCUGUAACUCAAACUGUGGCAUGGAACAAGGGAAUAUGGCUCUACGGCCCAUCUGCUCAGUGAUCCAAAGAGAAGCAGCACUCAUGGGUGGAACUCCCCAGUGGUGCAAAGUAAAAAUAUUCUUUUCUGCAAGAGUUAAGCACUUCUCAGUUCAAUGUUGGUGGGGCAACCGUGGCCAGUUAAAAUUGCUUUGGUUGUUGGAUCCACCAGUUGGCCAGAUGGUUGCUAAGUACAACCUGCGUGACCCAUAGUAAAAACUUGUGUCUAUAGUUCUGCCUGGUUGUCUGUUCUGAACUUCUUAAACUGUAACUCGAUUAUUUAAAAGGACCGUCUUUCAUUUCAGCCAUGGAAGAAUUAAUAGUCGAACUGCAGCUGUUUCUUCAGCUCCUGGAUCAUGAGUACCUGACAACCACAGUCAGGGAGAAAAAGGCAGUUUUAAAUAACAUUCUUCUGAGAAUCCAGUCCUCAAAAGACUUCGAGAUCAAAGAAAAUGCUCAGAAACAGGACGCUGCCAGUGGCUUGCCUGCUCCACCCCAGAUGCCUCUGCCCGAAAUCCCUCAGCAGUGGCUGCCACCGGAUAACAGUGCUCCGCCACUGCCUUCCUCUUCUCUUCCAGAAGGCUAUUAUGAAGAGGCCGUGCCUCUCAGUCCUGGAAAGGCGCCCGAAUAUAUUACAUCCAAUUACGAUUCUGAUGCCAUGAGCAGUUCUUACGAAUCUUACGAUGAAGAGGAUGAGGAUGGGAAAGGGAAGAAAAUGCGGCAUCAGUGGCCUUCCGAGGAAGCUUCCAUGGACCUCGUCAAGGACGCCAAGAUCUGUGCCUUCCUUCUGAGAAAGAAGCGAUUUGGACAGUGGAGCAAAGUCCUCUGUGUGAUCAAGGAAAACAAGCUCCUGUGCUAUAAAAGUUCCAAGGACCAGCAGCCCCUGAUGGAGUUGCUGUUGACGGGCUGCAGCAUCACCUACGUCCCCAAAGACGGUAAGAAGAAGAAGCACGAGCUGAAAAUCGCCCAGCAAGGCCAGGAUGCUCUCGUUCUCGCCGUGCAGAGCAAGGCGCAGGCUGAUCAGUGGCUGAAGGUCGUCAAGGAAGUGUGCAGCAACUGUGUUGGGACUCCCGAUUUGGACGGGGCCUCAUCGAAUCCUCCCGUGCACAAGGCGGAGGUGGAAAAGAAACUGUCCUCGGAAAGACCGAGUUCUGAUGGGGAGGGUACUGUGGAAAAUGGAGUCACUGCCAUCUGCAAUGGAAAAGAACAAGUGAAGAGGAAAACAAGCUCGAAGGGGGACUCCAAGGGCACUGUCUCCAAAGUAACGGGGAAGAAAAUAACGAAGAUAAUCGGCUUAGGAAAGAAAAAGCCCUCCACAGAUGAGCAGACCUCAUCAGCUGAAGAAGAUAUCCCAACGUGUGGGUAUCUUAACGUGCUGUCCAAUAACCGUUGGCGGGAGCGCUGGUGCAGAGUAAAGGACAACAAGCUCAUCUUCCACAAAGACAGGACGGAUCUAAAGACCCACAUUGUCUCCAUUCCUCUCCGUGGCUGUGAAGUUAUUCCGGGAUUGGACUCCAAGCAUCCCCUGACGUUCCGUCUGCUUCGCAAUGCACAGGAGGUCGCGGUGCUAGAGGCGUCGUCUUCGGAAGACAUGGGCAGGUGGAUUGGGAUCCUGCUGGCCGAGAGCGGCUCCUCGGCGGAUCCCGGCAUGCUGCAUUACGACUACAUCGACGUGCACGUGACGGCGAGCGUCAUCCAAGCUGCCAAGCAGACCUUCUGUUUCAUGAGCAGACGAGGUCUCUCUACUAAUGCCUACCGAGGAAGCGCUGCCAAUGGCUAUGCAUGUCCCACUGGAAUGGCCCUUCACUACGAGGACGUUCCUUGCAUAAAUGGAUCAGUAAGAAUCGAUUUUUGUUGGGAAUCAGAAGAUGGCUUUCCCGCUCGUAGCAGAAAUGCAGGAGAAGAUGGGCUUUAUGAUAACAUGGGCCUGUACGAUAACUUGCCAUCUCCGAAAAUCUUUGCCCGCUACCCACCGGCAGACAGAAAAACCAAUAGGUUACCUACUGACAAACCUUCCUCUAACCAUUAUAAACACCCUCUCUCCUCCAACCUGUCCUCCGCUCAGUCUGUCACUAAUACCUCUGCUAUGGGGAAGGGUUCUGUAUCACAGUUUAAAGGAAAGAAGGCCUCCUCUGCUGCCAAUGGAGUUAUGGGAAAAGGCAGAAUGCUAAACAAUCCACAGAAGAAAUCAGAAUUUGCUUCCAGUGUGAAACGCAGCACAUCUAAUGCGGACCAGUACAAAUAUGGCAAAAACCGUGUCGAAGCAGAUGCAAAGAGGUUGCAGACCAAAGAGGAGGAGCUGUUACGGAAAAAGGAAACCUUGAGGAAUCGCUUGGCUCAGCUCCGAAAGGAAAGGAAGGACCUUCGAGCAGUCCUGGAAGCGAAUUCGGGCAGGAAGCCCCUUCUUGUUCUGGAGGACAAAUUAAAGAAGCUGGAAGACGAAUGCAAACUGAAGGAGUCGGAGCGUGUCGCUCUGGAGCUGGAGCUGACGGAGGUGCAAGGGAACCUGAAGACAGCGCUGGCUGGCGGCAUCGCCCUGGGACUGGCCAUCGAGCCCAGGCCGGGAACCUGUGCGGCUCAGUCUCCAGUGCUGAAGCAUCCGAUGCUGGAGAGCUCUCCCAUUUCCAGCUGCGACACGAGCGAUGCAGAAUGCUCUGUGCCCAUCAACAGCGCCGUUGUGCUGAAAAGACACUCCUCCGUCAACAGUUCCCCAUGCAGGGGCCAUGUGCUCCAGAAGGCCAAGGAAUGGGAGAUGAAAAAUGGGACAUAGGAGCGGCAAAGCACCGUUGGCCCUGCGUUUGAAGGCUCCGUUGAUUGUGGCUCAAGACAGACAGACAUUCAUCUGCACAGUGAUACGAAGGUUAAUAGUCAGUAAGUUUAAUGCAGCCAAGAGAGGGGCCAUUUCGAAUGUGUCGUUUUUAUUACAGCAGCAUUUAAUCUGGGAUACUAGAAAUAUAAUCAGAACCGUUUCAAUGAUCGCGUAGCUGGAUCGGCAAAAGUGAGUGCUAGAGCUUGUGUUAGAUGGAAGUGGAGACCGGCAUAUUUCAGUUCCCAAAUAGUUGUAGGUAAAUUUAAUCUUGGGGGCUGAAAUCAAAGGCUGGGUCCCUGCAGAGCUCGCCGGAUAAAUGUAGGGAUUGGCAAGACUGGCGUUCAUGCGGCCCUUGACGCCUCCGCUAGAAGAGCGAGAGGCAGUGCCUGUGGCUCAGUCAAAGCCCCACCGUUUUCCCACGGGGAGCAGAACUGGAGAGGAACCGACGCAACCGGGAGUUUGCCGUGCUGCUUACGCGAAGAUCCCUUCCACUCGUCUCUGGCAGGAGCUGCCGUUGUUUUUUAAAACCCUUCUUUUUAAGAUGUUGCUUUUAUUUAUUUUUUUCCCAAAUGGUACGCCGUGUUUCAAAGCAACAAGAGAAACAUGCAACGGAACAAUAAACAGACGAUAAGUCUCCUUCAGAUUACUCUCCGGUAUAACAAAGUUCUUGAGGGAAAAAAAAUCCGGAACGGCCAAAAAGAUCAAAUCAAGCACCCUUCAGAAACAUUCCAGUGGAAGAGUGCAACGCUGAUCGAAGCAAGAAGUCUCACCUUCCGGUUUUGCACGUCCCGCCGUCUCUCUCACAGCCGGAAGGCAAUGUUGCUUCAUCCACGAUGAAUGCCUGGAGCACCUGGAAGCUGAUGUUCCGCCUGUUGCCUUCCAUGAUUUCUGUUAAAAGAUUAUAUUUGUGUCCCUGUUUAUUUUUUUAAUUCGUUUUAUUUUUAAGGGAACACUGUAAUGUUUAUUUUUCUAACUUUUUAUAAAGUUUCUCUUUCUGCUGUAUCACAGUGGCGGCGAACGUGAGCCAAAGAAGUCCCUCGUUGAAACUCGCUUGGGAACUCUUUGGUGGCCGAAGGCACGCCACGGUCUCUUAUCCUCGGCGUCCACACUGCAGUAUGGGGAUAAUCUUAAUCCUGGCUUACCUUGCAGGGUCGCUGAGAGGAUGACUGAGAUGAUGUAUGUGAAGCGCUUGAAUGCUUGAAACAGGCUCUGCAGAGUUUCUGCACCGGCCCUUUGCAGCGCCCGAAGAAGCAGGCAAGUAGCAUUGGAUGCUCUUGGUUGCCGUGACGCUGGCUGGAUGGCUGCACCAGAGAGGCGGCGCUCAUCCUCGCACCUGGGCUGAUCCUGCCCGACGGGCAGAGAGUCGAUGCCGGGCAGGAGGAGUCUGGCUGGAGGACGGUUCCCUGCCAUUCCAUCGCUCCUUCCCAGGUCCGCUUCUUUUGCAAGAGCCGAGAAGCGGGACCGGGCUGCAGCGUGGUCCAUCAGGACGGGCCAGGUUCUUGCAUCCUCUGCCCUCUCCCUUGCAGAGCCGGGGCCCAUGGCAGGAGCGGCGGUUCCUGGACCACACGUGCCUCUCGCCACCCUUGGGUGAGCCCAGCUCAAGAGGCAAGGCUGUGGGAGCGUCUCCCUCCGCCUGCGGCUCGGCAGGGCGUGUCCCGGCUUCCCCCGGCCGCUUUCGGCCUCUGGAGCUGGGCUCGGGGCAGCCGGGUCGGAGGCACUCUGGUCGCAGCGAUCUCCGCGCGGGAGAGCGCUCGCAGUUUGCAGGGUGGCCCUCUGCAGCAGCUUGGUAGGGGGGCCUCGAGUCCCUCCAAGGCCCCAGUGCCCUACAGCCCUCACAAGCCUUGCAGCCUCUGCUGGUCGCUGUCCUCUUUUCAGCUGGACACCUUUUCAGCUGGACACCUUUUCAGCUGGACACCUUUCAGCUUUUUCAGCUGGACAUUGGCAGGGUGGCCGCUUGCUCUGCCCCCAGUCGGCCGGCCGCAGAGGAUGGGCUCAACACGGCGGUUCUGCAGAACCAGCCAACAAGCGCCGGCGUGUCCAGUUUUGGGAAAUGCUUCAGCACCCCUUUAGCGAAGGACGUCUCCGUGCGGGCCGGCUGUCUUGGGUUGUGCGAUGUGGGGAAGCCCACGCUGAGCGGCGAGCUUCGCAUUCGCUCCUCUCGCUCGGCGGCCGGACGAGCAUCGCUCCUCCUCGGGUCUUGCUUCCUCACGUCCUCCAGAGAGGAUCGCUGGCGAAGGUGCCGCCGAGCUGAGCCGGGCAUGUAGAGUUUUUGUCGCUCUUGCAUCUGCCCACACCGCCCCUCCUGGAGCUCGCUCGCUCGCCCUCGCUGCUUACGCUUGGGAUGUCCUGCACUGGACUGCAACGGGCUGUUUCCACUCGAGUCUAGAGGGGCGGAGGGGCGGUCCUAGAUCCUCCAAGUGGGUGGGGGGGGAGACAAGCAUUUGUCCAUGGAGAGGCCCCUGCAGACGGAGUCAUAUGAUGGGAUGGAGGGCAGGAACUCUGCAGCGAAGUGAACCAGCAGCAGACUGGUAACCCAGAACGAUUAUUCUGCAUUUCAGAAAAGCGUGGGCAGGCAAGAUGCUCUGGGGCGUAUGAAUUGGGGUGGCGAUAGAGCCAUAUUCAUCUUGUUUCCGUUGUCACCUGGUUUUCACAGCAGAUCCGCAGGGGUGUUGUCGUUAUUUCUGAGCUGUGCAGAAAUAUCAGUAUCUUACAAACUGUCACUGCAAGGAAGCUUAUGCUCAAGUUGUUUGGUUUGGGCAAAUUAUUUUAAACUAAUUUAUUUGUAUAUUUCAUUAAAUGUUUAAUUUAUCGAUGUACGUAUUUAUGAAGUAUGCUAGUCUUUUGGUCGAUUCAUGUUUAAUGAGGAAGCUGUUUCUGUUAUGCUUUUGAAUGGAUCACACAAUAUGUAUCCAUGAACAGACAGAUAAGAAUGGCUUUACCAGUUAUGUGCAAUUUUAAUUUUUCCUUGUGAAAAUGAUUUUGAGCAAAAGGCAUAUUUUAAGUUGAGUUGGUACCUCUUCAUCCCUUUCCAUAGGCUGGCAAAUUCUAGUAAACACAGGUCCAAGACAGAUUGCACAUAGCUAGAGGAAUAAGCUUGCCAUGUGUCUGCAGAUGCUCCCUUCAGGAGAAAUCCAAAAUAUUCUCCCACAUUCUUUUCAGCAUCAAAUUAAAAAGUUCCUAUUUGUCCAGGCACUUUGAGGCAAAAUCUUAAAGUCUGAAAUUGAAGUACCUUUACAAUCAGAAAUCAGUAGCUGUUUUAUUUUCUGGCUUUAUAACUUUUCUCUCUUUUUAAACUUUGCAAUCCUAUUGUUUUUAUCAUUCUCUGUACACUGCUCUGGGACCACUUCUUGGUGAUCAAAGAGUAGCAAAAAAUGUUUUCAGUGAAUAAAUACAAGCGAGCGACGUGCUGAAGCAGCUGGCUAGAGAAGAGCUCUUCCAGCAUCCUUCAAGUCGCCUCCGCAAUUGAUUAGCUGGUGCUUUUGGUAAUGACUAAAGUACUUCUCCCUCCCUCUCAUUAUCCCCUUUUUUAAGAACAGCUCCAAGCGUUUCCUUUGAAAAUGGGUAAACCUGAGUUUGGCAGUGUGCGUAUGGGAGGGGGGGCUGCAUAAAUAGGCACACGCAUUUUUUUAAGAUGCUGAGAUGACAGAAACUGCAUGUGUUAGUUGGGAAGAGCAGUGAGAGGAUGAUGCAGCAGAGAGAAUACGGCUCGUUCCUGGGUCUGUCAGAACUGAGAGUCCGUGUGACGCGAAUCCUUCCUGCAGCCCAGCCUUUCCCAGACGUGCCGGACAGCUGCAUCCAUGUUGCCAGCACCCAAAUAAUGCCGGUAGUGCGCAUGCAUGAGCGUGCAAACACUUCCCGAAAGGAGCGCUCACACAGGCCACAUUAAAGGCGGCGAAAGCUUGCAUCUGUGCUCAGCCUGUCGCAUUUUGGCACCGCGCCGCCUCGCCCAGAAAGCUUGUUUACAUGUCUCCUUGUGAGCGACCUCCUUGACCUAAGCCUGAGGGAAGGGUUUGCACAACCAUGGGCUGCUUGCACAAUCAUCUGAAGGGAUUUUGGAAAACGCCGUUCUGUGUCCUUUUGCACACCCAAGAAAUGGAGCACAGGCUGGGGCUGGGCAGACGGGGGAAGGCCGAGUGCCCGGUGAACGGAGACUGCCGAAGACGUGCCGAGCCCUCGUGCCACCGUCCUUCCGCGGCCCCCGCUUGUCCCCGUGCAGCUUGGCUGCAUCCGUCCCUGAGGAGGGGAAGGCAUUCCAGAGCACAGGGGUGCCAAGGCCACAGCUGUGGAGAGGAGCAAAGCCACCCUCCUCCGCCUGAGGCCAGCUCCAAGGAUGCUAUGGAGGGAACCUGGUUCCAGACCCUUCCCCCAAGCCUUGCCCAAACGAGCACUCGGGUGGCAGGCUUGGGAAAGGGGAAUGGGAGGCCCUCUUCCUCGUCUGCCACCUGGACCAUUUCUGCCUUGGGCGCGGGUUGAGGGAAAGACGGAGCCAGCCCCGCACGCAACCUGCUCCAUGAGGCCCAGGCAGAAAUCUGGGUCCAGGUGAUGAGGAGGGGCAUCUGCGCUCACUGCAGCAGCAAUGCAUCUCGGGCUCGCACUGGAGGACGUGCCGUCUUUGCCUCCCCUUCGGGGCUUGGGGUUUGCAGUAGGUUUCGGUUUUGCUCUGGGGACUGCCAGCCCUUCAAAACCAAGCUUUGCCUCCCUUCCUGAUUUGUCGGCCAUGAGAAGGAAGCCGGGUGCUCCUUCCCCGUUUCUGGAGGAGUCAGCCCCAUCACCUUCACAGGCACCAUGGCAGAUGCCAAGGGGCAAAGCAGCGGGGUGGGAAAAGCUGCAUCUUGGUCCCCCUUCCUCUUCCAUUUCACAGGCCUUGAACAUGCCUUUGGUUAGCUAAUAAGAGGACUUUUAUGAAGCAAUUUAUCAGGUUGUUUUGAUAACACAGUUCCCCAUUUCUUAAAAAAGUGUUUUAUAGACAUUGCAUUUAUACCUUUGUGAAGGAAAUUUUUACAGGUGCAAGUUUCUACAUUAAACUACAAGUCAGGAAUGUUGGGGUUCUUUUUACGGAUGUUGCAUUUGGUAUCAUGUACCUGGGAAACCGAUAGCCUUUUCAAGUGACAACGUAUUACUUGGAGCACCAAGAGGGUUAAAAAAAAUCAGUGUUUUAGUAGUUUUGUAUCGGUCUUUCACUAUUAGUAGACCUACUAAUGAAUCUUGGCUGUCCGGCCUCAGAUACGCUCCUUGGCUAAUUAUCUUAUUUUCACAGACGAGAUCACGUUUCACAUUUCAGUGAAAAAGAACACAGACACAACCUCCCACCUGUUUUGUUUUGUAAGCUCAUGGUACAUUCAUGUAAUGUUUCCUGUAUUGUAUUUUGCAUUUUAUUUCUUUGGUAUCUUUCCAUCCAAGCUGCUGCUGGACUUGGUGGACCUUGCCAACAACGCAAUUUGCAACUUCUGAUCUCUGCGGUUUUUGUUUUUAAAGCCCAAAUGGGAAAAAAGGCUCAUGUUAGCAUUGAUUUAAAUGUUAGCAUUGAUUUAAAUGUUUACCUUUCUGUUCCAGAAAGUACUAUGACAGGCACCUAAUUGGUGUAACAUUAAUUCACAUUAUUAAUAAAGAUAUCCUGUGAAAGGGCA